Molecule: messenger RNA, 3202 nt
Organism: Rhododendron vialii
Lineage: Eukaryota; Viridiplantae; Streptophyta; Magnoliopsida; Ericales; Ericaceae
Product: F-box/kelch-repeat protein At3g06240-like
Exons: 5
Coding region: 110-1291 (393 amino acids)
Molecular function (GO): protein binding
Source: RefSeq, a predicted model, not a curated record
AAAAAAAAAAGGGGGCAAGGCGCCAAAUUUCACCGAGUGGUUCUUUUUAUAUAUUCUGUGAAGAAAAGCGUGAGAAGAGAAAAUUGUUACCUUAGCCGGAGAAACCACUAUGCGCAAAGGUGAGACAAACGACUGUAGAAUCCUUCCAUCAGAGAUCAUCGCCGACGUACUCUCUCGACUGCCGGUGAAGCCACUGUGCCGAUUCAAGUGCGUCUCUCCCUCAUGGAAUUCCCUAAUCUCUUCCCCCCAUUUUUCCAAAACCCACCUCAAUCGAACCCAGACCAAUAACCCUAAACACUUACUUCACAGCAUCCUUCUCGUUCUUCGCAGCAGCUUGCAGGAUCUCUACUCCGUCUAUCUCACCGCUGCUGACUUGGUUCCGGUCACCGACAAGCUUGAUUUUCCUUUGCUCCGAGAACCCGAGUACAAGUGGAUCACGGUAUUGAACUCUUGCAACGGUUUGGUUCUGGUUUCCGACGGAGGUAAUUCCCACUUAUUCCUUUUGAAUCCAGCCACAAGAGAAUGUAAGAAACUGCCCACACCCCCUCUUAUCCCCGAUCCCGUUCGUGGGUAUUACAACUACGCAUAUGGUGUGGGUUACGAUUCGUCUAAGGAUGAUUACAAGGUUGUGAAGCUCUCGUAUAUUGAAUCUGAGUCUGAGUCCGAGUCUGAGUUUGAAUAUUCUACUCUGACGAGUAAUAUAAUAUUUGUGUGUGUCUAUUCGCUGGAAACUAAUGCUUGGAGGAGAAUUCAAGAUACCCAUUAUGUCCUUGACGGAACUUCGUCUGGCACUAACUGUAAGGGGCGUCUCCAUUGGCUUUGCUGGAGGGCUGGGUCCCAUCUGAUGGCUGCUUUCGAUUGGGCGGAUGAGAUUUUUAGGGAAGUGCCAUUGCCUGCUUCGUUUGUGCACUGUGACCAGCUUGUGUACCUUGACGUGGUCAUUAUUAAGGAUUGUCUCUGUUUGGCUUAUAAACAGGGUAGUGACCCAGUUGAGGUUUGGAUGAUGAAGGAGUAUGGGGUUAAAGCGUCGUGGACAAAAAUUUUGAUUGAUACACAUGAUAUGUGUCUACAAGGUUUGUUAGCGGAAGAUGAAUUUUUGCUGAUGGGAAAUGUCAUACAAACAUACGAAGAUAAAUUAAUUGUGUACAAUCCCAAAAAAGAAACGCUGAGGGACAUUGUGGUUCAUGGCAUUCCUGCUGCAUUUUUAACUUGGGGGACAUAUGUUGAGAGCCUUGUUUCUCCUAAUCAAUGUAGUCAUGGAGGAGGGAUUGGGAAGCAAGGAUAUAGCUAGAUAUGCUCAUUGGCACUGUAUCUCCUGGCCCUUUUGAUUUCACAGAAGCUUUUUUUGUAUCUUUGUAGCUUCAGUUUCAUUUGCUUGGUUAUGAGCUUAAUUUAUUGCAGUAUGGUUGUUAAUUUGUUAUUUAUUCCAUGACUGUUUUGCUCGUUUCUGUGGUAGUUUUCUUUGUUUAGGACAUACCUAAACUGAUAUUAUAUCCUAAUGUAUUGGGUUAUAAUACCCGGUAAUGGUAGUAACUUAGAAGAGUGAUCAAGCAGUUAGAUAAUUUUCUUUUUUGAUGUGUUUUUUGACACCAUAGACAAUAUAAAAGGAUAAUUUCUCAUCUUUUUUAAGUCUUCAACAAGUGAUCAAAUUUUUCUUUAUUCUUCUUUUCCCAUCCUUUCUCUCAAUUCAAGGAGAGAUUAUCCAGUGUUCAUGCAGCAAUGUUCAAUCUUUUUGCCCGCCACACAUUAAUAUGAGACUUGGGUAAUUCAUGAUUGAACUCAUCAAUCAAUGUGUGGCAAAAGAUGUGGGUUCCAUUUCAGGGGCGCGGAGACGAUUGAAGUUUACAUCAAGUCAUCAGCAUCCUGGCUAUGCAUACAAGGGUUGAAAUUCCAAUUUUACUAGCUCAUAUAGAGGGUGCAUGUGAAGGACCUUUGAAGUCGGCUCAAGCGGGCGGAGUGGAUCAUAGAAGAAACUACAAUGAAGUUCAUGAAAUUUGUGGACAGAGCUUUCCUCUUGUAUUGAGAAGGGAGGAUUCCCAUACACAGGUUAAGGCUCCAGAUAACCUCCUGUGCAACCUGGUUUAAUUCUCUUCAUGGGAAGUGGAUCAAAAUGGCUGUUCAAAACCAUUCCAAAGAACUAGAACUCCACAUUAAACCUUGUAGCUGUCCAAGGAGGACUGGUGGUUCGGAUGGUUAUUUCGUUAUUGUUGCUUUUGAUUCGUCAAAUGAGAUUUUCAGGGAAGUACAACUGUCUACUUUGUUUAGUUAUUCUGAGAUUUUGUAUCAUUGAUGAUAGUUCUUGGGGGUUAUCUCUGUGUGGUUGUCUUGCCUUCUAGUUUCCGAAAUGAAGUUUGGAUGAUGAAGGACUACGGGGUAAGAGAAUCCUGGACCAAAUUUACGACUAAUCCUAAGAUGGUUUUAAAGGAUUUGUUGUGUUUGUUGGCAAAGGACAAAUUUUGGUUGAAAACCACAGGAAAUGUAGAUGAAGUGUGCCAAGAUAAAUUGGUUGUGUACAAUUCAAAAAAGUAAACACUGAGGGACAUGGUGGUUCGUGGCAUUUCUCCUAAAUGUCAACAUGGGGGAACCUAUGUUGGGAGCCUUGUCUCUCCUAAUCAUGGAGGAGGGAUUGGGAGGCAAUGAGUGAGAAGCUUCUUCAGGAGGACUGGUGUUUCGGAUGGUUCUUAAGCUAUUGUUGCUUUUGAUUUGUCAGAUGAGAUUUUCAAAGAAGUGCAGCUGCCUACUUCGUUAAGUGAUUACAAGAUUUUAUAUCAUCACAUGGCGGUUCUUGGGGGUUGUCUAUUGUGUGAUUGUUUGCCCGCUUAGUUACUGAAAUGAAGUUUGGAUGAUAAAAGAGUAUGGGGUAAGUGAAUCAUGGACCAAAUCUACAAUAAAUCCUAGGAUGGUUUUAGUGAAUUUGUUGAAAAUCAGAGGAGAAGUACUAGCGGUAGUGUACCAAGAUAAAUUAAUUGGUAGUGUACAACCCAAAAAAGAAAACACUAAGGGACCUGGUGGUACCUGGCAUUCUGCCUAAAUAUCAACAUGGGGUCACCUAUGUCAAGAGCCUUGUCUCUCCUAAUCAUGGAGGAGGGAUUGGGAGGUAAUGAAUGAGAAGCUUCUUUAGGUAGUUUUUGCUGAAUGCAAGUGAAAUAAAUCUAUGCCUUCUUUUGUUGAUAAAUAUGAGUAAAUUCAUUUGGUGAGCUUC